AUGGAUUUCCACCCCACCCCUCUGGCUUUCUCCUUCCAAGGCUUUCACCGGUUCUCCCUAAAAAAUUUCAAGCCAUACUCUCUAAAAAAAUCAUUUGAAUUUUACGAUCCCAAUGGAAGGCAAAGAGAGAAAAGAAAAGGCCUGUACGACAGCUUCCGCAGUAAUCAGUCUGGUGUGUUGCGCACAGUCUGUCUUCAGAACGGUGAGAUUCUUUAUGAAAAUGAUUAUCGAGGACUUCGCAACCGAAUCAUCCAACUCAAUGACACGGUCCUAUUGGAACAGUAUAUCGCACGAUACCCCAGAGCGGCUACAGGUCCUGGAGAGGUAUACUACCACGACCCUUUCUUCAUCGCUGCUGAGUGUGGGAGUACCGAUGCUCUUCGCCUUCUUUUAAAUGUCCAUAAUACCGACCCUACUCAAAGGAAAGCACCCGAUAAACGAGAGUUAUUGGAUCUUGCCUGCCAGAACGCCCACAUCAACACCGUACGUUUCUUGGUGGACAGUGAGCCUCUACUAGGAGAUGUUCGCGCAGGAAAUCAAUAUGGGGACACAGCACUACUGUCAGCUGCAGCUUCAUUGGAGCGGUUUCGUUACGAAGAUUGGAAAGAUAAUGAUCUUAGCGAAGAAUGGAUUCGUGAUCGAUUCGUUCGUAGCGAAGACAUCAUACAGCUGCUACUUGACAGAGGAGCUUCUGCUCGUGACUCCAAUACCUCAGGAUUCUUCAGAGAAGAGUAUGAUGUACAUAAGUCACAGCCGCGGAACACUGUUCUGAGUCUUGCUGUUUCACGAGCCAGUCCUGGUUUGGUAAAACGGCUCAUUGACGAAGGGGCCGAUGUACACCGAAAAGACUGGUAUUUGCGCCUGCCUGAUUCCAAAUUUGGAGGAAGCGAUAUAGACGCUACAGAUGUCUCGGUUCUUCAUCUGGCUAGCUCGUAUUGGAAUGUGGCAGCGAUCACAGUUCUGCUCCAUAAUGGAGGUACUGAACUGCUGUCCUCUCCAGAUAGUAUUGGACGCUUACCUAUCCAUUGGGCGGCUGCUGGUUGUAUGUUCCAUAACGAACAUACCAUUCCUGACAACGAACUCGAUUCACGAAUCAUUGAAACAUUUAAACUAAUCUUAACCGGCGGCCUUGAUAUGAUCAAUGUUAAGGACAAAGAAGGAAUGACAGCUUUAUUUUACAUGAUUGGAAGCCAUGCUGGGUGUGGUAUCGGGCAUUUGCAUCUUCUUACAAAAUUUUUGCUUGAAAAAGGGGCAAAUGCUGACCUACAGAAUAACAAAGGACAGACCGUGCUACAUAUAUUGGCUUCCAAUUCUAUGACUGGCGAGCCUAUCAACGCCGCCUUCAUAGACCUCUUACUUGCGCAUGGAGCCGAUAUACACCAGACUGACAUGAAUGGCGAUACUGUUCUUCAUCUUAUGGCAAAAAACUUACGCCAAGUUGAAGUGACCCGAGCCGUAGUUAGCAAAGGCGCGAAUGUCAGAGCUGUUAAUGCCAAAGGAAAUACACCAUUUCAUGAAGUUGGAUUAGGAUUACUCCGGAGUCGAGUGUUUCGACGACAGAAAACGGAGAUUGUGACUUUAGAAGACAAAUUGAAAGCACAAAAUGAGAUGGUUGCGGUCCUUCAGGACGGAAAUGGAUACAACAAUGCCCUUAUGGACCAACCAAAUGUAGCUGGAAAAGCACCACGACAAUUACUUGAAGAGAGACGGGCUCUGUGGCAGGAUAUAGAGUCAAAAUCAUCACGAUCUGUACGUAAUCAGUAG
Talaromyces rugulosus is the source of this 1764-nucleotide messenger RNA. RefSeq lists its product as uncharacterized. The transcript has a single exon. The coding region runs from base 1 to 1764 and encodes 587 amino acids. The record is from RefSeq and is a predicted model, not a curated record. Gene Ontology annotation, cellular component: nucleus; cytoplasm. Gene Ontology annotation, molecular function: protein binding. Lineage: Eukaryota; Fungi; Ascomycota; Eurotiomycetes; Eurotiales; Trichocomaceae.